Molecule: messenger RNA, 1283 nt
Organism: Pan troglodytes (chimpanzee)
Lineage: Eukaryota; Metazoa; Chordata; Mammalia; Primates; Hominidae
Gene: CCDC127
Product: coiled-coil domain containing 127
Exons: 3
Coding region: 40-939 (299 amino acids)
Source: RefSeq, a predicted model, not a curated record
CGAGCGGGGCUGCAGUGGGGGACAUCGCGCCUGCGCACCAUGCCACGCCCGAAGCGGGUACUGAGUGGGGGCGCCGCGCCUGCGCAAAGCGGACCCGCGGACGGUGGCGUUAGGGGAACGCUGAGGUCCCGCGCUCCCCCACCGAGGUAUAUCUCCAUGAAUAACCUAAAUGAUCCCCCAAACUGGAAUAUCCGGCCUAAUUCCAGGGCGGAUGGUGGUGAUGGAAGCAGGUGGAAUUAUGCCCUGUUGGUUCCAAUGCUGGGAUUGGCUGCUUUUCGUUGGAUUUGGUCUAGGGAGUCCCAGAAAGAAGUAGAAAAAGAGAGAGAAGCCUACCGUCGGAGAACUGCUGCUUUUCAACAGGAUCUGGAAGCCAAGUACCACGCCAUGAUCUCAGAAAAUCGGCGUGCUGUCGCUCAGUUGUCCUUGGAACUCGAAAAGGAACAAAACAGAACUGCUAGUUACCGAGAAGCCCUUAUCUCUCAGGGACGCAAGUUGGUAGAAGAAAAGAAGCUUCUGGAACAGGAACGGGCCCAGGUGAUGCAAGAAAAAAGACAGGUGCAGCCUUUGAGAAGUGCAUAUUUGAGCUGCCUGCAAAGGGAAGAAAACUGGCAAAGGAGAGCCAGGCUUUUGCUGAAAGAAUUUGAAGCUGUUCUCACAGAAAGACAGAAUAUCUACUGCAGUCUGUUUCUUCCUCGCAGCAAGCGGCUGGAGAUGGAGAAGAGCUUACUGGUGCGAGCGUCCGUCGACCCCGUCGCCGCUGACCUAGAGAUGGCAGCCGGUCUCACCGACAUAUUUCAGCAUGAUACAUACUGUGGUGAUGUCUGGAACACGAACAAACGCCAGAAUGGCAGACUCAUGUGGCUCUAUCUCAAAUACUGGGAACUCGUUGUCGAACUGAAGAAGUUUAAGAGAGUAGAGGAAGCCAUCCUAGAAAAGUAAGACAAGAGUGAAAUCAAACUGCUUUUAGUGACUCGAGGCCAGGCAGUCAUGCGCCUUCUGGGUCUCCGGCGUCUUCCGUUCCCGUGCUGCCCGUGUCAUGGCCACACCGUCACCCUUCAGCAGCGACCUCCACUCCCGCCACCCUCUGAGCAGAAGUGCACCGAAGCCUCAGAGACAGAGGGUCUCCUCCCGAUGCUCUGCCGCUGUUGGGGAUAUGGUUUCUUGAAGCAUUUUUAGGCUGCCAGUAUUGUAUUAAGCAGAACAGUGUAACCUCGUAUUUUAGCUCCAGGGUAAAAAUGGUUUUUUAAAAAGUCAAAUACAAUACUGGUCCUUACCACAAGUAA